Messenger RNA from Pteronotus mesoamericanus, 10402 nucleotides. It is a transcript of the gene AR, whose product is annotated as androgen receptor. The transcript is spliced from 9 exons. The record is from RefSeq and is a predicted model, not a curated record. Gene Ontology annotation, cellular component: nucleus; chromatin. Lineage: Eukaryota; Metazoa; Chordata; Mammalia; Chiroptera; Mormoopidae. Gene Ontology annotation, molecular function: zinc ion binding; nuclear receptor activity; estrogen response element binding. The coding region runs from base 1148 to 3814 and encodes 888 amino acids. Gene Ontology annotation, biological process: positive regulation of transcription by RNA polymerase II; male gonad development; androgen receptor signaling pathway.
GAGAUUGGACUACGGAACCAAAGCUCUCACCCUCUGAGAUCUCAGGGAGCCAACGUGCUGGGAGAGCCUAAGGGUCCCAAGCAAACCUGGAGGCAGAGGAAGCAGCGGAGGGAAAGUGACCAAGCUAGCCGCUCCAGUGUGGGACAGGAGCCGAAGGGACGCCCGCGUCAGCCCCAGCCGGGUUCUGGCGGCUGCCAACGCCUCCUGCAGCGCAGCGGCUUCGAAGCCGCCGCCCCGGAGCUACGCUUUUCUCUUCGGUGAAGUUUUUAAAAGCUGCUAGAGACUCGGAGGAAGCGAGGAAAGUAACCGGUAGGACUGACGGCUGCCUUUGUCUUCCUCCCCUCCACCCCACUGCCCCUUCCUGGGGCUCCUCUCUUGCUGCUGCCUCCGCCCGCUCCCCUCUGACCGCCCCCCCACGACACUUCCCCUCCACUCUAGUCGGCCCAGCGCGGCCAGCCCGAGUUUGCAGAGAGGUAACUCCCUUUGGCUGCGAGCAGACAAGCUAGCUCUGCGUUGCGAAGACGGCUCUGAGGAAGCUACGCGAUCUCGGACACGCUUCAACUCUGGAGCCAGGACCUGGCUGGUUAGGCGGCACGCGGGGUGAGCCCCUAAGUUCUCCUCACUCCCUCUCCACCUUACCCUGCACGCCCCCGCCCCCCCAGCCAUUUUUCGGGACCAAAGAUCAAAGGAUGAAAAGGCAAUCAGGUCUUCAGUAGCCAAAACCAAAAACAAACAGAAAACCCCCACUCAAACCCGAACAAAACCAAAGGGAGGGGAGAAGAAAAACAAUAACCCGGUUCCUAUUUGCACCUGCUUCAGUGAACACAAUCUGGAAGACGGAGAGUUUUCUUUUUAUUUUUUUUCUUUCAAGAUCUGAGCAUCUAUUGAAUCUACCGUCCAAGUAUUCAGAAACAGACUGAGCCUAGCAGGGCAGAUUUUGUCUAACGCGUGUUUUCCUCUGCACAACACUUUGAGGCUGUCAGAGAAAUUUCGUGUGGUUAUUCCUGCAAGUUUCUUUCCCAGAAGCUUUCCGCAGGUGGGUAGCUAGCUGCAGUGACUACCGCAUCACAGCCUGUUGAACUCUUCUCAGCAAGAGAAGGGGAAACAGGAUAAAGGAAUUAGGUGGAAGAUUCAACCAAGCUCAAGGAUGGAGGUGCAGUUAGGGCUGGGGAGGCUCUACCCACGACCGCCGUCCAAAACGUAUCGAGGAGCUUUCCAGAACCUGUUCCAGAGCGUGCGCGAAGUGAUCCAGACCCCGGGGCCCCGGCACCCUGAGGCCGCGAGUGCAGCACCUCCCGGCGCCCAUUUACAGCAGCAACAGGAGACCAGUGCCCGGCAGCAGCAGCAGGGUGAGGAUGGAUCUCCCCAAGCCCAGAGCAGAGGCCACACAGGCUACCUGGCCCUGGAGGACGAACAGCAGCCUUCCCAACAGCAGUCAGCCUCCGAGGGCCACCGGGAGAGUGGCUGCAUCCCGGAGCCCGGAGCCCCCUCGGCUGCCGGCAAGGGGCUGCAGCAGCAGCCGCCAGCACCUACGAACGAGGAUGACUCAGCUGCCCCAUCCACGUUGUCCCUGCUGGGCCCCACUUUCCCGGGCUUAAGCAGCUGCUCCGCCGAUCUUAAAGACAUCCUGAGCGAGGCCGGCACCAUGCAACUGCUUCAGCAGCAGCAGCAGCAGCAGCAACAGCAGCAGGAGAUAGUAUCUGAAGGCAGCAGCAGCAGCGGGAGAGCGAGGGAGGCCGCUGGGGCUCCAACGUCCUCCAAGGACAAUUACCUAGGGGGCAGUUCUGCUAUCUCGGACAGCGCCAAGGAGUUGUGUAAGGCAGUGUCGGUAUCUAUGGGCUUGGGUGUUGAGGCAUUGGAGCAUCUGAGUCCUGGGGAACAGCUUAGAGGUGAUUGCAUGUAUGCUCCGCUCCUGGGAGGUCCACCCCCUGUGCGUCCCACUCCUUGCGCCCAGCUGGCCGAAUGCAAAGGUUCUCUGCUGGAUGAUGGCCCAGGCAAGGGCAGCGAAGAGACUUCUGAGUAUUCCCCAUUCAAGGCAGGCUACCCCAAAGGGCUGGAAGGAGAGACCCUGGGCUGCCCUAGCAGUGCUGAAACAGGAGUCUCCGGACCACUUGAGCUGCCAUCCACCUUGUCUCUCUACAAGUCUGGAGCACUGGAAGAGGCAGCGGCUUAUCAGAGUCGCGACUACUACAACUUUUCACUAGCCCUGUCCGGGCCACCGCCCCCUCCGCCGCCUCACCAUCCUCAAGCCCGUAUCAAGCUAGAGAACUCCCUGGACUAUGGUAGCGCCUGGGCAGCGGCAGCGGCGCAAUGCCGAUACGGGGACCUGGCGAGCCUGCACGGCGGGGGUGCAGCGGGACCCAGCUCAGGCUCACCCUCAGCUGCCUCCUCUUCCUGGCACACUCUAUUCACGGGUGAAGAAAGCCAGCUGUAUGGGCCCUGUGGCAGUGGUGGUGGCGGCAGCACAGGGGAGGCCGGGGCUGUAGCCCCCUAUGGCUACAACCGGCCACCUCAGGGGUUGGCUGGUCAGGAGGGCGACUUCCCCCCAUCUGAUGUGUGGUAUCCCGGCGGCAUGGUGAGUAGAGUGCCGUAUUCAAGUCCCAAUUGUGUCAAAAGCGAGAUGAGCCCCUGGAUGGAGAGCUACUCUGGAUCUUAUGGGGACAUGCGUUUGGAGACUUCCAGGGACCAUGUUCUGCCCAUUGACUAUUACUUUCCACCCCAGAAGACCUGCCUGAUCUGUGGGGAUGAAGCUUCUGGCUGUCAUUAUGGAGCUCUCACUUGUGGAAGCUGCAAAGUCUUCUUUAAAAGAGCUGCUGAAGGAAAACAGAAGUACCUCUGUGCCAGCAGAAAUGAUUGCACCAUCGAUAAAUUCCGAAGGAAAAAUUGUCCAUCUUGUCGCCUCCGGAAAUGCUAUGAAGCAGGGAUGACUCUGGGAGCUCGGAAGCUGAAGAAACUUGGUAAUCUGAAACUACAGGAGGAAGGGGAAGUUUCCAGCGCCACCAGCCCCACUGAGGAGCCAACCCAGAAGCUGUCAGUGUCACAUAUUGAAGGCUAUGAGUGUCAGCCUAUCUUUUUGAAUGUCCUGGAAGCCAUUGAGCCAGGCGUGGUGUGCGCUGGACAUGACAACAACCAGCCUGACUCCUUCGCAGCCUUGCUGUCUAGCCUCAAUGAACUGGGUGAAAGGCAGCUUGUACAUGUAGUAAAGUGGGCCAAGGCCUUGCCUGGCUUCCGCAACUUGCACGUGGAUGACCAGAUGGCAGUCAUUCAGUACUCAUGGAUGGGGCUUAUGGUGUUUGCCAUGGGCUGGCGAUCCUUCACCAAUGUCAACUCCAGGAUGCUCUACUUUGCCCCUGACCUUGUUUUCAAUGAGUAUCGCAUGCACAAGUCCCGGAUGUACAGCCAGUGUGUUAGAAUGAGGCACCUCUCUCAAGAAUUUGGAUGGCUCCAAAUCACCCCCCAGGAAUUCCUGUGCAUGAAGGCCCUGCUCCUUUUCAGCAUUAUUCCAGUGGAUGGGCUGAAAAAUCAAAAAUUCUUUGAUGAACUUCGAAUGAACUACAUCAAGGAACUUGAUCGUAUCAUUGCAUGCAAGAGAAAAAAUCCCACAUCCUGCUCAAGGCGCUUCUACCAGCUCACCAAGCUCCUGGAUUCUGUGCAGCCUAUUGCACGAGAGCUGCACCAGUUCACUUUUGACCUGCUAAUCAAGUCUCAUAUGGUGAGCGUGGACUUCCCAGAAAUGAUGGCAGAGAUCAUCUCUGUGCAAGUGCCCAAGAUCCUUUCUGGAAAAGUCAAGCCCAUCUAUUUCCACACUCAGUGAAGCUUUGGAAGCCCCCAUUUCUUCACCCAACCCCACUUCCCUUUUCAGAUAUUUUCUGCCUGUUAUAACGCUGCACUACUUCUCUGCUGUGCCUUGGGGAAUUCCCUCUAUUGAUGUAUAGCCUAUUUCUGAGUUCUAUUUGCUAGGCUUUUUUCUCUUUUCCUUCUUUCUUUUUUCUCCCUCCCUGUCUAACCCUCCCAUGGCACUUUGAGACUCUGCUCCCUGCCAUGGCUCUUAUCUGUGUUUUGAAUGGUGUUGUAUUUCUUUAAAUCUGUGAUGAUCCUCAUGUGGCCCAGUGUCAAGUUGUACUUGUUUAUAGCAAGUGCUAUACUUGCAAGUGCACACUGUGCUGUGUGCCAACCACACAAACGUUUACUCAUCUAAUGCCACGGGAAGUUUAGAGAGCUAAGAGUAUCUGAGAAAACAAAAACUAAAACAAAAAAAAAAAAACCAAAAAAAAAAAACUAAAAAAAAAAACUAAAAAAAAAAAAGAAAAGAAAAAAAACUAAAAAAAAAAACACACACACACACAAAAAAAACCUUGCUAGGAUAUUUUUCCUCUUAAAAAUAUAAAAACAAACCCCCAAAAGAAACUAACAGUGACUAGAAUAAGGUGAAUAUUACAAGACCAUGGGAAGUCACUGCUUUUUUCCCAAACCCUCCUCCCAGACUUUAUUUUCUGCCUAUAGCUAUUGCCAUUAGAGGGCAGGGUGACCCCAGAGUUGAGCUGGGGAGAGGGGAGAGACAGAUUUAAGACAGUCAAAGAUGACAGCUAAAUCACCAGUACUUGACUACAGUGUUGGUCUCUGAUAUCUAGAUUCAACUUCAGUGCAAUUCAUUGUGCUGAAAAUGUCCUUCUUGUUUGAAAACUUGUCUGCAUGUGAAUGCCUCCCCCAUCCCAAUCUCUUUCUCUCUCACCCUCUGCAUCCACCCUCAAAUUGACUUUCAAUAGCUUUUCUAAGAACUUUGAACACAUGUUCUCUUUAGCUAAAACUUGGCCAUUUUCAGUGAAGCGUCAGACCAGCGAGGGAGAGGAAAGAUCUGACCCUUGGGAAGGCCCCAUUAAGAUACAGGUAUGCUUUCCCAUUUAUGGGCCAAGGAGGAGCUUGGGGCUGCAGUCAGAGGAAAAGGAAUGGGUGGCUUGGCUCUUCUCUACUUAGGACACUGAAGAAUUGAUCCUACUUUGCUACAUCUUUUAAAGACCUGAAUGCUUUCAACCUGACUCCAUGCAGCUGCAAGAUCCCUCCAACCUCCCUUGAGUGUUUUGUGGGCCUGAACUUCACCAGCCACAGUGGUGAAGCUUGUCUACUUCUCUAGCAUGUUCAAACAGACUCUCUGCUAAGAGCCCUCACAACCAAGAAGGCUAGCAAGCAAGCAGACUUAACAUUUAUCUCUAGAUGCAAAUAGACUCAAAGACUUCUAACCAAGUAUCUCUCAUUAACUAUCAGAUCUUCUCUGGAGCCCUUAGACAAACUGGAAAGAAGGCAUCAACCUGAUUGGACAAAUUGGGCGACUUGCCCUUGUCCCCCAGAGAUGGUACUUUCCUACCAAGUGGAUAAAGGCCCACUUUCUCCUUCAGAACAGCUAACAGGGCUACCCAGAUUAGUGUUAAAGAGAAACUUCAACUACCAGGCUGGGAAGAAUGAAGGCACUAGAACCAGAAACCCUAUAAGUGCUUUCCUUGACACCCAGCAUAUCCACUUGCAGAAGUCAUGAGAAGAAGAGAGAAGAAACCAAGAGGAGACUGACUACUAAAUUAAAGUCUUCAGAGGCAAAGUUUAAAGCCAGAUGGGUGCCAUCUGGUGAGUUUACUCAUCCUCCUCCUCUGCUGCUGAUUCUGGGCUCUCACUUUGGCCAUACUCACUCAGACUCCCCACCUAUGUUGCUGCCUGUCAGCCAGAGGGAAGCUGAAACAUUGAGACUACAGAACCAUGACCUCCUUUGGAAAGGUCUGGUUGAUGUGGCUCCAGUGGGCUGCCACCCAUGAACUCAGGCUGUGUUCCUGGGACACUGGUUUCAUAUAGUCCUUUGGCACACCUCUGUUCUGUUGACUUCGUCCGCCAAACCUAAGAACAGAGGGAAUGUUCACCUAGUUUCUCAUCUUAGCUGCUGCCUCCUAACUUAGCUCUUAAAUUCAACUGCUAAACUCAAGAAAUUAGGAGGCAGUCAACAAACUGCCCAUUUCAGUUGGUUUACUUUACUUGUUGAGGAGAUAGUUUCUGAGUGAUAUGAUAUGAUCUACAUGGGUUUCCUCCCCUGAUUUCUGUGUUGAUAUUAAUAGCCAAAAGAACUUGCAAAACAGCUUCUUUAAAUAACAAGGGAGAGGGGAACCUAAGAUGCGUGGUAUACCAAUCCCAGACUGCUGGAUAAAACUAAAGCUGACAGGUUCUGUUUCUGGCGUAAGAUAGACAAAUUAUGGUUUUCUUUGUUAUAACGCCAUUUGACAUAUAAGCUCACAGGAUCACUUUUAGCUAUUCUAAACAGAAAAAAUACACCACUCUUUUCAGUUAAACUAGGCUACAUUUUAAUAAUUCCUUUAUAUCUGUUUUGAAAUGAUUUUAAUCUUUUGUGGUACAUGGAUUUCAUGAUAUCAUUCUAAUACCUCUCUUUGGAAAGACUAGAGUCUUUCUUUUCCAUUUCUCUCACUACCAAAUUUUUCAUCUUUAGAGAUUUCUUAAUUGUGACUCUUGUCCUUAUGAAUAUGAAUAUAUAUAUGUUUUUACUUGUGAAAGCCAAAAAUCAGUGUAAUUAAAAAUAACAACUGGAUUACUCCUCAUUUCCAAAUGGCAAGACUAGGGAAAAACAGCCUAAAGAAGGCUUUAGGCCUACUGUUUUUGCACUGGGGAUUCUAUGAGAACUAUUUUAGCUUGGCUUUGUUCUCCCACAGAUGAAAGAAGGAAUUGUUUUUGUUUUGUGUUUUUUUUUUUUUGGCCAUUUAUGUUCCAGGAAAUGUAAAUGACAGAAGUCUCAUUUUGUAUGCACUCUGCUCUAGAAACUUUAGAGUUGACACGGUUGGUCCCCUGUGCUUACCUGUGAAGGAUUGGCUACCCAGAACCACUCACCUGGUGAGCUGGAAAAUGAAGAUCACUCACCAGACAUGUCACAGUGGCUAUCUCCAAAGAGAUUUGUAGUGCUCAAUGGGGAUGGAGAGUGAGGAAGAGAGAGAGAAAAAAAGGAACACCAGGGAAAAGGCCCUGUCUGUGUGGACAGUGGACAGCUGCCAGGGUCACAAAUGCUGUGGUCAAAGAAAAGAGUCGUGUGGCAGUUUCAGCUCUUGUUCAUUGGGCAGCUCGCCCAAGCGUGGCCUCUGAGCUGAAAUGGUGAUUGGAUUCUUUGUUCCAUAGCUUUUCAAUGCCGCAGACAGUGCCAUUUUUCUUGUAAAGCUUAUUAUUUUUUUAAUGAGAAAGGGGUUUUUUGAAGGAUUCUGUCAUAUCUCUCUGAAAAAAUCAGUAAUACAUAUAUUUUUAUAUAUGUUCACUGGCACUAAAAAGGAAAAAAAAAACAGUUUUGCUCUGUCCCUCUGUCCUUUGGAUAGUUGCUAAGGGUUGAGAAAUAAUGUGCUGAUGCGAGAGUCCCUCUCUGUCCAUACUUUAUUUCUAAAUGCAUAUAUACAUAUAUAGCAAGAAGAAUUCUAUUUGUUUUUCAAGAGAAAGUAGUUUUGCCAUCCACAUGAUAUUGACAUUACACAAAUGACCUAACUUAGAGCUUCAAGUAGCUUCUGUUUGUUUCAUUAGGCAUAGCACAGACCUGGCCUUGCCUUCUUUUCUUCCUUGAUAUUUCGCAGGGCACAAAAGCCCGAGCUACUCCCUUUACCCCUUUCCAAAUUUGUGCCACAAUUGCACUUUAUAAGAUUCUCUCCAGACAACUCAGUAACUAUUCCUGCAUGUUUCCUGCAUAGCCCUGGGAAAACAAGAGGUUGACUACUAAUUAUCCUGUGCCAGUUGUCCAGAUGAAAAGGCACUGAGCCAAGGGAGUGGCCUUCAUGCUUGACCCCCUGUAGGGAGUCAUGGGAAUCAGGAUUGCUAAAGCACAGGAUCGAAUCCCAAAGUUGAAGUCAAAAUAAGCCAUUUUGCAUGUGCAAGUUCUUGUAAAAGGAACUUUCUACCCCUGCUGCCUUUUAUAGGCAGUUCUGUUCUCAUCACUAAUCUCUUUGAAAAUCUUUGAAAGAUGUUUAAAAAAAGACAAAGAGAUGAGAGCAUCACAUUAUGUAACCAAAGAUUACACUGUAUCUGCUAAGAUACGAAAAUUUUUAGGAUCAGGGAGGGAGUAAACAUUAGUGCCUCUUUGGUAAGCUAUCCAAAGACAGAUUAGAGGACUUGGCUGGUGACUAACUUAUAACAGAUCUGUGGGACAACCCCCCCCCACCACAAUAUACAUGUUUAGAAGAGUGGAAGGUAUUUUUUUAAAUGAGAUUAUGGGUUCUUCACUAAGUGAUUUUAUAAGCAGAACUAGCUUUCCUUUUCUCCAGUAGUUGUUGAGCAGAUUUUUAAAGCUCCACCAUUGCAUGGUUGGAAAUGGAGCUGUCUCAGCCACUGUGUUUGCUAGUGCCCAUGUUAGCUUAUUUGAACAUGUGAAUACCUUGCUGAGAAAGGGAGCAUUAAAGGACUAGAUUUCUCAUUAGAAAGACAGCAGGCAGAAAUCUUCAUUUCUGCCCACUUUGGAAGACACAAAAAGUCCUCUGUGGUUUAAGGAAGACAGUUGAAAUAUAUUGUAAAUGAGUAUUUGUAUCCAUGUUUCAAAAUUGAAUUAUGUAUAUAAAUAUUAUGUGUUCUGAUAGCUUUACCUUUCUCUGCACCUUUAUAUUUCAUUGCAGGUCACAAAUGAUACCAUGUACUUGUGAGAUAGGCUGCAGUUACAUUUUGGAAGCUCUCAAAAUGUAAAAGACACCUUGGUUAAUCAGAUAACUAAGAGUUCUCUGUCCCUAUUGGGGUCUGACCCACAGGGCUUGCAAAGAAGCAAGGGUGGGAGGAAUGGUAGGGUACAUGAUAUAUUGCACUUUACUAGCCUGAGACUAGUGAAUGUUUAAAGGAUGGUGAAAAGGUAUUGGAGCUGACUGGGAUUUACUAUAAGGAAGUCCCAGAAUUGAGGCCAAAGGCCCACCAAAAUAAUUAGCCAGUGGCCCCCUAAUGGGACUUGAGCAGUUGGAAUAAGGGAAGACAUUCUUUGUUCUUCACCAUCCUUGUGAGAAAAGGACAGUUUACUACACUUGGGAACCUGGGGCAAGUGCUCCAUCUUUCAUAUAAUUUACCGACCUGCGACUGAAGUGCUCUUGCUACUGGGUGUCUAUGUUCUUUGAUUAUGGUUUGGGUAUGUUCUAUAAAGAUUUUGACAAUGAAAAUCUGUUUUUCUCUGUUAACAAUUUGAUAAUGUACUAGAAGUAAUAUGUCUGUAGGUACAGGUUUGUCUCUGCCCACAGGUAGGGGUGUUUUUCUUCAAUUCAGAGAUUGACACUGGGGUCCAUUGCUCAGAGGCUCCCAACACUUAACCAUUUCUAGGUGAAAGCAGAAAAAUCCACAUUGUUCACCCCUCUUCAGACACUUCAACUGAGAUAACAAAACGUUGGAAAUUUUCCUGUCCACCAAAGUGAAUCGUAAGUAUUUGAAUUGAGCAGGUAGAGUCUUAAAGGGAUAACACCCUUUGACUCAGCUUCAAUUUAUCCCCAUUUUGGUUUGGCCAGAAAGUAAAAACACAUAUUGACUGGUUUCCAGCCCCAACUCAGUAUAGCAGGGGCACUGGUUCCAUUCUUAAUCCCACUUGUCCCUUAGCUUUUUAUGGAAUUAAAUGAGAAGCUGUGGACUAAGUGGUCCUUGUGGCCUAAAAUAGGUCCCAUAUGCACUACUUAACAAGGAUGUCAUAUAGCUGCAGGUUCCAUUGGCCACCAAAGAGCAGAACACACACAGACCCUACAGAAAAUUCUGGAAUGUUGCUGCUUCUCAGGUGGUGUCGUCUUUGUCGGAUGCUUCAUACUUUAGGACUGUGUUUCCUGCCCAACAGAAAGGGCAAGACUUCAGUCUCUCUCAACCUUAUCCCUUGCUGCUAACUUUCCAGUAGUGAGGUGCCUGUGGGCUUGUCCUAUCCCAUAAGCCAUUCAGGUGCUGAGAGCAGUCUCCAUUGGGAUGGCCCAAGCUAAAAAAGAGCCCCUUCAGCACCCAUUGACACCCUUCUGCUUUCUCCUAGACUGGAACAUUGAUUAGGGAGUGCCUCAGACAUGACAUUCUUGUCCUGUCCUUGAGAUUAAUUUGGGCAGCAGGGGGAUGCAGAUUGUAUAACCAGAUGUAAGAAUUAAUUUUAAUAUUGAGGAAAACAAGAAAAACAGAGAAAAAGCAUCAUAUAAAGAUUUUUCCAAAGAAACAUUGAUUUUGCUUGAAACUUGUUUCAACAGAGCUUCAGUUCUCACAGCAGCACUUGGCCUCCACAGGGCAGGAGGACCAGCCCCAAGCGUUACUGUUCUGUUCUCUUUUUGUAAUCGUGGAAUCUUUUGUUGCUCUAAAUAUAAUUAAAAAUGGCAGAAACUUGUUUGUUGGAAUACAUGUGUGACUCUGGAUUUGUCUCUGUGUCGGCUUUCAGAAAUGUCAUCCAUUGUGUGAA